Molecule: messenger RNA, 3216 nt
Organism: Thunnus maccoyii (southern bluefin tuna)
Lineage: Eukaryota; Metazoa; Chordata; Actinopteri; Scombriformes; Scombridae
Gene: pdzk1
Product: PDZ domain containing 1
Exons: 8
Coding region: 1213-2766 (517 amino acids)
Biological process (GO): protein localization to plasma membrane
Cellular component (GO): apical plasma membrane
Molecular function (GO): protein-membrane adaptor activity; protein binding
Source: RefSeq, a predicted model, not a curated record
UGUACCACACUAUCACUGGAUCAAUUAAUGGUUUUCUCCUAACUGGUAAUUACAGUCUCCAUGGAGGCGGUUUGAAACUAAAGAUAACUGAAUUCAGAGCAGAAUUAUUAACCAUGGUCACUCUACAAAAACCUCUUGUUGUAGACAUCAGCAUCUAUGAGCACAGUAAUGAAUCAACCUUUACUGUUUGCAGAUUUGUUUUGCUUGGCCUUGCUUGAGUUUUCGUCACCUUUGUCCCAUACCAAGGACAGCAGUAUCAUAAUAAGCCUUUUAUAACCAAGGGACUCUCCCAUAGUUACAGACAACAGCAGCCAUAAACCUGGUAGACUAAACUACACAUAAACUAACUCUGCAAUUUGUAAACUUUACAGAUGAUGUUGUAAAAAAUAAAAUUUGUCCAUUAAGUAGCAGGUUUUUCGAGCAGACUUCCAUGCAGAGUAAAAACCACAGUUUUUUUUUAAAUCUGUUUUUAUUCCUUUUGUUGUUGUGUUAUGGUUGUUGUACGUGUAUUAAUUGUUUAUAUCUUGCUGCAAAUACUGUAAUAAAGAUCUAAUGAGGUAGUGAGCUGAAACAUACAGUAUAAAGCAAUACAAUUCAAUUGCAUUAGAAACUACAGCAUAAUAAACAAAUAAUAAACUAUAAACAGGCAACUUAAUUUAAACAGGUGCCAAAUAUUCCCAAGGUGUGUACAUUUAAAAACAUCUCAACAAAAUGGUUAAGACAGUUUUUUUCACCAUCAACACCCAAAAGAUACUUUUUCCUCUUUAUAGAGAGCUUUAAGUAAAUUUUCUUUCCAUAAAUAAUCAAAAUGUUGAAUACUAAUGUGAUUUAUGCAAAUGAGUAUGCACAAUAUGUAUUUCCCUUGAUGUAGUUUUGACUGUAUUGUGGAUGUACUGUAAUGAUUCCUGACAUUGCUGAUUGCCACCUGCGUCAUGUACCUUUGACCACCCAACAGAUCACUGCUUCAUCUUCUCUUCAGAGGACAGACCGCACAUGUUCUCUUGAGUCAUUCUUAACACGAGCCAUAGUUAAAUAACUCAGCCUUUAGGCUCACCUUUGGCCUGUCAAAGUCCCCUCAGAGACAGGGAGAGGGCGAGGGGGAAGGGGGAGGGAGUGAGGAGGAGAAGGACAGGUUGAAGAUACAAGAUAUAUCAGCUAAGCAGUGACAGGUGAGCUCUUUGGACCAGGACACCAAGCAGAGACGAGCUGGACAUGGCUGGGUACAAGCCCAAGGUGAUUUCUCUAACCAAGAGGCCGGGUCAGACAUAUGGCUUCUACUUGAGGGUGGAGCAUGGAGAGGAUGGUCACCUGAUCCGCUGCCUGGAAAUGGGAGGUCCAGCUGAACUGGCUGGCAUGAAAGAUGGAGACCGCAUCCUACGAGUUAAUGGAGCAUUUGUUGAUGGACUGUCCCAUUCAGAGGUGGUGGACCUGGUGAGAAACAGCGGGGCAACCGUCGCCUUCCACAUCUUGGAUGAAGCUUCCUACAAGCAAGCGAAAUCAGAGGGAGUAAACCUGUCUAACCCUCACAACACACCAGUUGCCAAUGGUGUGGCCAAACAGGCACCAAAACCCAAACUCUGCUACUUGGUCAAGUCCACGUCAGGCUACGGGUUUUCUGUUCGCUCGGUCAAAGGUGAGCAGGGUUUGUUCAUGACAGACGUGCUAUCAGGAAAUGUGGCGGAUAGGGCAGGGGUCAAAGAAAAUGACCGUCUGGUGGAAGUCAACGGGGUGAACGUGGAGUACUACACACACGAACAAGUGGUGGACAGGAUCAGGCUGGCAGGCAGUAGCAUCAUGUUCCUAUUGGUUGACAAGGAAACAGACAGGUACUACCAGAACAAGCGUAUCAAGAUAGAAGCCUCAUUAGCUACAGUCAGUCAUCUCCCUCACGAGCCAUGCAUCAUUGACAUGACCAAAGGAUCUAAUGGGUAUGGUUUCCUGCUCAGAGAGGAGCCAACCCAAACAGGACAUCUCAUCAAGGAUAUAGACAGAGGCAGUCCAGCAGCAAGAGCAGGUCUGAAGGACAGAGACAGGUUGGUGGCUGUGGACGGUGAGGAAGUGGACAGCUACAGCCAUGAGCAGGUGGUGGAGAGAAUCAGGCAGAGUGGCAACAAGUGCUGCCUCCUAGUGGUGGACAAAGACACGGACAUAAUGUAUAAGAAGGGGAGAGUGUCUCCUAUGCUUUUCUGGGAGGAGAGGAAGGACUCCCUCUUUCCGCCUAGUUACACAGAGGCUCUCAAUUUACCUGUUCCUGUCCGACCACUUGCACCUGUUCAGGAGAGAGAAGAGGAGCUCAAGCCUAAACUGUGUAAGAUGGAGAAGACUGCAGCUGGCUAUGGCUUUCACCUAAACGGCAUCCAGGGUGUGUAUGGUCAGUACAUCAAAGAGGUGGUGAAGGGUGGAGCGGCUGACAGGGCAGGUCUGGAGGACGACGACAUUGUGGUGGAAGUGAACGGUGUGAAUGUGGAGCAGAGCAGCCAUGAAGAGGCAGUGGCUAUGAUUCGCAACAGCGGCAACUCUCUGGAGAUGCUGGUGGCUAAAAAGUGCGUCUAUGACCAACUUAAAGCUAAAGGAGUGGCUAUCACACGCCUGCUCCUCGGGGAAGCAUCCUAUGUUCAAGUCCACUCUGCAGACAUUCCAGAGGCCUGUAAGGAGGAGAAACAUGAGAGACCAGGAAGACCAGAAACUCCCACUGAACCAGCGAGAGAGAGGACCUCAUCUGUGUCAUCAUCUUCAUCUCAGGACACCAUCGAUGAGAGACUUUGAGAAGCCCACUUUAUGGACACGUUUCCUGAACUAGCCUUUCUCAAACCAAUGUUGAUCCAUCAUUCUAUUUUUUUAAGAAUCAGCUUUAUGGGCUUUACACAUCCAAAUAAGAUCACAGAAUAGACAAAGGAGAGAACAGAACAACGACUAUAAUUCACCUUUAAAAUGUCUAGCAUCUUUCAAUCAGAAGAAUAGUUUCAUCCACUGUAUGAGCACUGAGAACAAAAACAUGUUCCUGAAUACUUUUGUCUUCCUUUGACGCCAACAAUAGAUUGUUGAUGAACCUGAACAAUGAACAGUGAUGUCUUUCUCAUACCUGAGAUUACCAAUGUUACUAAGAUUAAAACUACAGCCCCAAGAACUAAGACCAACACUAAUAAUGUUGCCAGUAAAUACAGUGGCCUUUUAUGGGGUUUCUCUUUAUUAACACUACUGCAUUUAUUUUAUUUA